Messenger RNA from Scomber japonicus (chub mackerel), 463 nucleotides. RefSeq names its product small integral membrane protein 20 (gene smim20). Bases 81 to 290 code for a protein of 69 amino acids. Lineage: Eukaryota; Metazoa; Chordata; Actinopteri; Scombriformes; Scombridae. Gene Ontology annotation, biological process: mitochondrial respiratory chain complex IV assembly. The record is from RefSeq and is a predicted model, not a curated record. The transcript has 3 exons. Gene Ontology annotation, cellular component: mitochondrial inner membrane.
ACCUUUACGCCGGAAGCGACUUUUGUAAACACGGCUUGACACUUGGAGGUGAGAGUUUGUCCUCCUAUGUAGCAGGAAAAAUGUCAAAAAACGCUAAGAUAGUGUUAGUAUUUGGAGGUUUUGUAACCGCUGUUGCUGCUGCGUUUUACCCGAUAUUCUUCUACCCGCUGACGCACAAUAGAGAGUACAGAGAUGUUCAAAAGGUGAACCGGGCAGGAAUCAACCAGGCCGAUGUGCAGCCCGUGGGUGUGAAGGUAUGGUCGGAUCCAUUUAAGCCUACGGACAAAUGAUGACCAGCUGACCCUUCCUGCCGAUUCCAGGCACUGGUGGACAUUUGGAGUGGCAAACACCUUCUUUUGAUGAGUGCAUGGUGGGUGUGUGAGUGAAUGAUAGCGAGACUGGGUUUAUUAUGUUUAUUGAGUGUUUAAUUAUGUGAAUAAAGUGUGGAAAUCUUAGGAAAAUG